Molecule: messenger RNA, 2411 nt
Organism: Populus nigra (black poplar)
Lineage: Eukaryota; Viridiplantae; Streptophyta; Magnoliopsida; Malpighiales; Salicaceae
Product: protein arginine N-methyltransferase 1.6
Exons: 14
Coding region: 34-2295 (753 amino acids)
Biological process (GO): peptidyl-arginine methylation
Molecular function (GO): protein-arginine omega-N monomethyltransferase activity
Source: RefSeq, a predicted model, not a curated record
UGGAGAUGCUCUCUGCCACGCCGUAAGCAACUUAUGCCAUUCCAUGCCACCACUCAAUCCAGUAGCCUUUUCCUUAUGAUUCCUCUGCUUUCCAAAACCCUAACAAUCCCCUCUCUCCCUCUACUUCGCUUGACUCUCACUCCUCACUCACUACUCACCCGCUUCACUUCCACUCCAACUCCAACACAAACCCGACCCAUGAGCUCCGACUCGACUCAGCGCGUCUUCCAGCUCAAACUCGACCCGCUCACUGGUAACUCUGAAUGGGUCAUCAUCGAAGACGGAAACAAAGAAGAAGAAGAAACUUUUAAGAGUUCCAGCCAUGCACUUCUAGCCACGACCUCGUAUUUGGACAUGCUCAAUGACGAUACUAGAAACAGAGCAUUCCGUGAAGCCAUUGACAAGACCAUAACCAAACCUUGCCACGUCUUAGACAUCGGGGCUGGGACAGGGCUGCUGUCAAUGAUGGCAGCAAGAGCAAUGGGGACAUGCGAUGAUAGCAAGAAGGGGAUGGUAACAGCGUGUGAGUCAUACCUUCCUAUGGUGAAAUUAAUGAGAAAAGUAUUGAAUUUAAAUGGCAUGGGAAAGAAUGUUAAGAUUUUUAACAAACGCUCCGAUGAACUCCAAGUUGGUGUCGAUAUUCCUUCACGAGCAGAUGUUCUUGUUAGUGAGAUACUAGACUCAGAGUUAUUGGGUGAAGGGUUGAUACCGACUCUACAGCAUGCACAUGACAUGCUGCUGGUGGACAAUCCACUGACUGUGCCGUAUCGAGCUACGACUUAUGGCCAGUUGGUUGAAAGCACGUUCCUGUGGAAGCUGCAUGAUCUAUCUAAUAAUGAGGAAGAAGCCUCAGACGGCAUUCGUCUUGUUCCAGCUGGCCUGGACACAAUUUUACGUGUCAAAGCAAAACAACAUCCCAUGCACUGUGAUGCAAUAUCAAAAGAGAUAAAUCUGCUGUCAGAACCCUUCAAAAUUUUUGAGUUUGACUUUUGGAAACGGCCAGACAGCCAAGGGGACUCUAAAUUGCUCAUCAAGGCAACUAAUGAUGGUAGAAUUCAUGCUGUAGUAUCAUGGUGGAUUCUUCAGCUUGAUUCUGAAGGGACAAUCUUUUAUUCCACUGCUCCUAGAUGGAUAACUUCACCAAUAGCCACACAUACUGGAAAUUGGUGUGACCACUGGAAACAGUGUGUGUGGUUCAUUCCAGGGGAAGGUAUACCCAUAUCCAAGGGUGAAGAGGUUCAUUUACAUGCUGUUCAUUCUGAUACAAGUGUCUCAUAUAAUCUUGCAACCCAAGCCACUGAGAUUAGGGGAUGUGAUUCCAUUGCUGGAGAUUCUCACCUCACAUUGUCUCCUGAAAGAAUUGCAAUCUAUGGAGACAGGAAAUGGAGGUCUUGGAUGUUAACAGCUUUGAACAAUUUGUUGCAGGCAAGAGUUCACCCACUAUGUGUUGUUGCGGAUGAUAGUGUUUUCUUAUCACUUCUUGUAGCACAUCUCUCAAAAACUUCAAAUGUGAUAGCUCUGUUUCCUGGGUUGCGAGAGAGAGGUGUGCAGUAUUUGAAGGCAGUUGCUGAUGCUAAUGGCAUCACAGCAGAUCGUAUAGAAGUUUUUCAAAAGAAGAAAUACUUGACUCUGAAUGAUACUAAGCAGAAGAAGGUUGAUCUAUUGAUUGGAGAACCAUACUAUUAUGGAAAUGAUGGGAUGCUUCCAUGGCAAAACUUUCGGUUUUGGAAGGAACGGACUAUGCUUGACUCUGUCCUUGCUGAAGAUGUGUUAGUAAUGCCCUGUAAAGCAAUGCUGAAGGCUUGUGCGAUGUCCCUUCCAGAUCUUUGGAAAAGUCAUCGCUGCUUAAGCAAGAUAGAAGACUUUGACCAUUCAAUUGUAAAUAACACCUUAGGAGCCUGUGGUGACUUACCCGCACCACUAGAGGGUCCACUUCUGCCUUUCUUUAUAUGGCAGUGUGGGGAGACUAAGGAACUUAGUGAGACAUUUACUAUCAUGGAAUUUGAUUUCUCAAAAUCUAUUGGUCCAUGCUAUGGAAAAGCCCAGGUUGAAUUUACUGAGCAAGGGAUGUGCCAUGGAUUUGUGCUUUGGAUUGAUUGGGUGAUGGAUGCGAAGAAUUCUGUUGUGCUAACUACAGGGCCAGAUGAGAGAUAUUGGAAGCAAGGAGUGAAGCUUCUGUCACAGCCUGUGGCAGUUGGAGGUCGUGGAUCGAGCACGGGUAACUGUUGUUCUACACUAAUAGAAGCAUCCUUUGAUCCAUCAAGUGGUGAACUCGCUGUAAAACAUGUUUGGUAAUAAAAAUUGUUUGCUCCUAGGAAUCCAAUAUGUGAUGAACAAUUUAGUUGAUGAGAAGUCUAGCUGUGAUUUUUCCUUGAAAUUAAAAAAAGAAAAGAAGAGGUUUCAGGUUCCAA